AUGGUUGAGAAGCGCCCCUCAAUCGAGGGUCUCGUCGACAAUGUCGACCCCCGAGAGUCCCACGAGCUCGAAGAGCUGCCCACUUUCGAGAAACCCGUGAUCGAGCCCACGCCAGUAUCGCUCAAGGAGAAGCUGAUAACAUGUUUCUGGAUUGCGCUCAAUACCCUUUCAACCCUGGGCUUGAUUUUUUUGAGCAAGCGAGUCUUCAGCGACAAGCAGCUAAAAGGCUGUCAACUCAUGGUCGUCAUGUGGCAUUUCACAGCCACCGGCCUCGUCCUCUUCAUCUCGACCCUCCGACCUUUCCACGCCUUCAAGGCCGUGCGACUGAACGUCUGGAACAUGCUGCCCGUCUGCGGCUUCUUCGCCGGAUACGUUGUGCUUGGCAACCUUAGCUUGACCUUCAACUCGAUCGGAUUCUACCAGCUCUCCAAGGUCAUGACUACACCGACCGUCGUUCUCAUCAACUUCGUUCUCUUCCGAAAGCAGGUUACACGAUACAUGCUGGCUGCAAUCUUGGCCACAUGCAUUGGUGUUUCCUUCACCAUCAACGAGGCUGCCAAGACCCAGCUCUUCGGUGUCAUCGUGGCCACACUAGCAUUCUGCAGCACUGCUCUGUACCAGAUUUGGAUUGGCAAGAAGAUUGAAGACUUUGCUGUUUCCCCACCUCAACUUCUGCUCAACCAGGCGCCAAUCUCCGUCUGCCUCCUCAUUCCCUUCGUCCCGUUCUUCGACACAAUCCCGAAUCUUUCAACUGUACCCACCGAUAUUCUCUGGAGCGUUUGCGCCUCUGGUAUCAUGGCUUCUAUGUACAACUUGAGCCAGUUCUUGAUCAUUGGUCGCACGAGUGCACUCACAUUCAACAUUGUCAGCCACCUCAAGACUAUCAUGAUCUUGAGUAUAGGAUGGUACAGCGAAGGCAAGAUAUUGAGUGGCAGAGAGUGGUUUGGUGUACUUCUCGCGCUUGGUGGUGGCUGGGUGUACUCGCACCUUGCUCUCAAGGCAAAGAAGCAGGGCGGAAAGUAA
Messenger RNA from Alternaria arborescens, 1023 nucleotides. RefSeq lists its product as hypothetical. Gene Ontology annotation, molecular function: antiporter activity. Gene Ontology annotation, cellular component: Golgi apparatus. NCBI's taxonomy places the organism in Eukaryota, Fungi, Ascomycota, Dothideomycetes, Pleosporales, Pleosporaceae. The transcript has 3 exons. The record is from RefSeq and is a predicted model, not a curated record. Bases 1 to 1023 code for a protein of 340 amino acids.